UAGAAAACAGAAACAGCGUAUAUCACACUAGUACCCCUUCUCUCCUCCCCCAAAAACCUCUCAAAAUUCUACUACUACUCAAAGCCCAAAAACCAAACCAAAAUGGAGGAUCGCGAUCAUCAACAAGUCGCCCAGUUCGCCCGCCACGUGGCGCCUCCGGCGUACAGAGGAGUCCGGAAGCGGAAGUGGGGGAAAUGGGUGUCGGAGAUCCGGGAGCCGGGGAAGAAGACCCGAAUAUGGCUCGGCAGCUACGAGACCCCGGAGAUGGCGGCGGCGGCGUACGACGUGGCGGCGCUUCACCUGAGGGGCCGCGGCGCCAGGCUCAACUUCCCGGAGCUAUCCGACAGCCUGCCGAGGCCGGCGAGCUCGUGCGGAGAGGACGUCCAGAUGGCGGCCCAGCAGGCCGCAUUGCUGUUGAAGUCGUCGAGGCCGUCACCGCCGCCUUCGGAGGCCGCGGCGCCGAACGACAAGUCGUCGGAUAGUGGAGGCGCCGUUAAGAGCUGCUCGGUGCCGGUGACGGUGGGGCUGUCGGCGAGCCAGAUUCAGGCGAUAAACGAGUCGCCGCUCGACUCGCCCAAGAUGUGGAUGCAAAUGGCGGAGGCUUUGCUUUUCGCCGACCACCAUUACAAUCACUACUGCUAUGCGACGUCGUCUCUAAUUUUUAACGACGACGACGACGUCAUCAAGUUCUCCGAGUUUGAGGAGAUACAACACAAUUCCAUUUGGGACAACUAGGCUGUUUAAAUAGGGAAGAAGAUCGGCA
Molecule: messenger RNA, 763 nt
Organism: Morus notabilis
Lineage: Eukaryota; Viridiplantae; Streptophyta; Magnoliopsida; Rosales; Moraceae
Product: ethylene-responsive transcription factor ERF022
Exons: 2
Coding region: 103-735 (210 amino acids)
Biological process (GO): regulation of DNA-templated transcription
Molecular function (GO): DNA-binding transcription factor activity; DNA binding
Source: RefSeq, a predicted model, not a curated record